AUGCUGCCAUCCAUGCUCUCAAAAUCAACAGCCUCGCCGUCUCCGGCACGCCUCUACCGCCUCCUCCCCGUCUCGUCCCUCCAAACGACCAGCCAUCUCCGGCCUGCACCCAAUGCCGCAUCUCCUACCCGAAGCCCCGCCUUCCUCUCCCCGUGCCCAUCUCCGUACAGCCACAACAACUACGCCACCAUCCUCCGAUCCUGCGUCCUCUCCAGAGCCGUUCGGCCCGGUCGGCAGCUCCACGCCAGGCUCCUCGUGUCGGGCCUUGGCCUCGACGCGGUCCUCGCCACCAGGCUCGUCGAUCUCUACGCGUCCUGCGGCCAUGUGUCUCUCGCCCGUCGCUUGUUCGACGAAAUGCCCAAACAGGGCAACGUCUUCCUGUGGAACGUGCUCAUCCGUGCCUACGCUCGCGACGGUCCACGCGAGGCGGCAAUAGAGCUGUACCGCGCGAUGCUGGCAUAUGGCAGCAUGGAACCAGACAACUUCACGUAUCCGCCGGUUCUCAAGGCGUGCGCUGCACUCCUGGACCUGAGCGCUGGCCGGGAGGUGCACGAUCGUGUCAUGCGCACGAGUUGGGCCGCAGAUGUGUUUGUGUGUGCAGGCCUCAUCGACAUGUACGCCAAGUGUGGUUGCGUGAACGAGGCUUGGGCAGUGUUUGAUGGCACCACAGUUAGGGACGCCGUGGUGUGGAAUUCAAUGAUUACAGCAUGUGGGCAAAAUGGGCGACCAGCAGAGGCGCUCGCUCUGUGCCGUAACAUGGCGGCUGAAGGCAUUGCGCCAACGAUCGUCACUCUGGUGAGUGCGAUAUCAGCUGCAGCUGAUGCGGCUGCGCUGCCUAGAGGGAGGGAGCUGCAUGGGUACGGUUGGAGGAGAGGGUUUGGGUCACAGGACAAGCUGAAGACUUCCCUUCUGGACAUGUAUGCCAAGAGUGGUUGGGUUACGGUGGCGCGUGUUCUCUUUGAGCAACUCUUGCACAGGGACCUUAUUUCUUGGAAUGCCAUGAUCUGCGGAUUUGGGAUGCAUGGCCAUGCUGAUCAUGCAUUUGAGCUCUUUAGCAGAAUGCGGAGUGAGGCUCAAGUGAUACCUGACCAUAUUACUUUUGUUGGGGUCCUAUCUGCUUGUAACCAUGGAGGAAUGGUACAAGAAGCAAAAGAAGUAUUUGAUCUGAUGGUGACUGUAUAUUCCAUCAAGCCAACAGUGCAGCAUUACACCUGCCUUGUAGAUGUUCUUGGUCACUCUGGUAGGUUCAAAGAAGCUUCUGAUGUUAUUAAAGGAAUGUUGGUGAAGCCAGAUUCAGGGAUAUGGGGUGCACUGCUAAAUGGUUGUAAGAUUCACAAAAAUGUUGAGCUAGCUGAACUAGCCCUGCAUAAGUUGAUUGAAUUGGAGCCUGAAGAUGCUGGUAAUUAUGUGCUUCUAUCAAAUAUAUAUGCUCAGUCUGGGAAAUGGGAAGAAGCUGCAAGGGUGAGGAAGCUGAUGACCAAUAGAGGCUUGAAAAAGAUAAUUGCUUGUAGCUGGAUCGAAUUGAAAGGGAAGUCCCAUGGGUUUCUUGUGGGUGAUGCUUCUCAUCCUAGAUCAGAUGAAAUAUAUGAAGAGUUGGAGCGAUUGGAAGGUCUCAUCAGUCAAACUGGCUAUGUGCCUGACACCACGCCAGUUUUCCAUAAUGUGGAAGCUGAUGAAAAGAGGAACAUGGUAUGGGGACACAGCGAGAGGCUGGCCAUUGCAUUUGGACUCAUUAGUACACCCCCUGGGACAAAGCUGCUUGUGACAAAGAAUCUUCGAGUUUGUGAGGACUGCCAUGUUGUCAUCAAGCUGAUUUCACAGAUUGAGCAGCGUGAAAUUAUCAUAAGAGAUGUUAACCGCUUCCAUCACUUUGUAAAUGGUGAAUGCUCAUGCAAAGACCAUUGGUAA
This is a messenger RNA of Miscanthus lutarioriparius, 1908 nucleotides long. The record is from the annotation of a GenBank genome assembly. Lineage: Eukaryota; Viridiplantae; Streptophyta; Magnoliopsida; Poales; Poaceae.